Molecule: messenger RNA, 804 nt
Organism: Chanos chanos (milkfish)
Lineage: Eukaryota; Metazoa; Chordata; Actinopteri; Gonorynchiformes; Chanidae
Gene: dmbx2
Product: diencephalon/mesencephalon homeobox 2
Exons: 3
Coding region: 1-804 (267 amino acids)
Biological process (GO): regulation of transcription by RNA polymerase II
Molecular function (GO): RNA polymerase II transcription regulatory region sequence-specific DNA binding; DNA-binding transcription factor activity, RNA polymerase II-specific
Source: RefSeq, a predicted model, not a curated record
AUGAAUACCUCGUAUUUCGGCGGACCAAGAAACCUUAAUGGGACUUAUCCAAUGCACCGAGUCAACUCCAUGUUUUAUGACCUCCACCACCAGAUGGCAGAACAAUACCAAAUUCAUGCAACUGGUAGCCCGUCUUCAGCGCAAACGUUCUCUGUGGCCGAGCGUCUGGCAGAGCUGAUUCUUGAAGCACGCUAUGGGAACCAGCAGAAGCAACGCAGAAGUCGCACAGCCUUCAGUGUGUCCCAGUUGCAGGCCCUGGAAAAAGCCUUCCAGCAAACCCAGUACCCGGAUGUUGGCAUGAGAGAGAGAUUGGCAGUCUGCAUUAACCUUCCAGAGGCUCGCAUUCAGGUGUGGUUCAAGAACAGACGUGCCAAGUUUCGUAAAGGUCAAAGAAUUCCUCCCUACGCGAAAGAACACAGUUUAGAGGACCAAGACAACAAGAAAGAAAAGGAAGAACUCAAAACCAAAGACAAGGGCUCUAAAAUUUUACUUGAGCCAUCUUCAGUUAGGGACAAUGAUGACAGUCCUACCAUUUCUUAUCCUGGAAAAACCACUUACACCCAGUCAAACGCUAGACUACAUUCUCCGGCUGUUUUUCCAUUCAUAUUUGGGGAGCACUACCAUCUUUCACAUCACCACACUCUAAGCACGCUGUCAUCAAGUUUACCCUUCCCCUCUGCUUUCCUUCCCAUUAUGCAUCGACACAACACUGUGGCUGAUAUCAUGCCAGUGGGUAAAAGCAGUCUUUCGCUUCUGACUGCUGGUCAAACUAAAUCUGCAGUUCACCCUUGCCUGGAUUUCUAG